Dipodomys spectabilis (banner-tailed kangaroo rat) is the source of this 2465-nucleotide messenger RNA. It is a transcript of the gene Cbfa2t2, whose product is annotated as CBFA2/RUNX1 partner transcriptional co-repressor 2. The transcript has 11 exons. Gene Ontology annotation, molecular function: transcription corepressor activity. Gene Ontology annotation, cellular component: nucleus. Lineage: Eukaryota; Metazoa; Chordata; Mammalia; Rodentia; Heteromyidae. Bases 112 to 1899 code for a protein of 595 amino acids. The record is from RefSeq and is a predicted model, not a curated record. Gene Ontology annotation, biological process: DNA-templated transcription; negative regulation of DNA-templated transcription.
CGCUGGUAUUGGUGAGCUGGGCGCCUGCUGGUCGCGCGGCGGCGCUUGCAAAGGACCUCGGCCUUGGGUCGAGGCGUGUGGCGCGCGGAGCGCGACGUUCUGGGCUCGGCGAUGGUGGGCGUCCCUGGAGCGGCCGCCUUCCAGCUUGGUUCUGAGAAAAAAGUGCCAGCAAUGCCUGGAUCGCCUGCAGAAGUGAAAAUACAGUCACGAUCUUCACCUCCCAGCAUGCCACCUCUCCCACCAAUAAAUCCUGGAGGGCCGAGGCCAGUGUCCUUUACUCCUACAGCAUUAAGCAAUGGCAUCAGCCAUUCUCCUCCUACUUUGAAUGGUGCUCCUUCACCACCACAGAGAUUCAGCAAUGGUCCUGCCUCUUCCACAUCAUCUGCACUAACAAAUCAACAAUUGCCAGCCACUUGCGGUGCCAGACAACUCAGCAAGUUGAAACGCUUUCUCACCACUUUGCAACAGUUUGGCAAUGACAUUUCCCCUGAGAUUGGGGAGAAGGUUCGGACUCUUGUUCUAGCAUUGGUGAACUCAACAGUGACAAUUGAAGAAUUCCAUUGCAAGCUCCAGGAGGCCACAAACUUUCCUCUUCGUCCCUUUGUGAUUCCAUUUCUCAAGGCCAACCUGCCACUGCUACAGCGAGAACUGUUGCACUGUGCCCGGGCUGCCAAGCAGACCCCAUCCCAGUACCUAGCGCAACAUGAACACCUUCUGCUCAACACCAGCAUUGCGUCUCCAGCUGACUCUUCCGAGCUACUCAUGGAAGUACAUGGAAAUGGGAAAAGGCCCAGUCCAGAGAGAAGAGAAGAGAGUAAUUUUGAAAGAGAUACAAUUCCUCCUGAGCCUCCUGCCAAGAGAGUAUGUACCAUCAGUCCUGCUCCUCGACACAGUCCUGCCCUCACUGUGCCCCUCAUGAAUCCUGGGGGCCAGUUUCACCCCACUCCUCCACCUCUUCAGCACUAUACCUUAGAAGAUAUCGCAACUUCUCACCUGUAUCGGGAGCCGAACAAGAUGCUAGAACACCGAGAUGUUCGUGAGAGGCACCACAAUCUUAGUAUAAAUGGAAGCUAUCAAGAUGAGUUGGUAGACCACCGUUUGACAGAAAGGGAAUGGGCUGAUGAAUGGAAACAUCUUGACCAUGCUCUGAAUUGCAUUAUGGAAAUGGUAGAGAAAACGAGGCGUUCCAUGGCAGUUCUGAGGCGCUGUCAGGAGUCUGAUCGGGAAGAACUCAACUACUGGAAGAGACGAUUUAAUGAAAACACAGAGAUGAGAAAAACGGGAACGGAGCUGGGCUCCAGGCAGCACAGCCCUGGGAGUGCAGAUUCUCUCAGCAACGAUUCUCAGCGGGAAUUUACCAGUAGACCAGGAACAGGAUAUGUACCUGUGGAGUUUUGGAAGAAAACAGAAGAAGCUGUGAAUAAGGUGAAAAUUCAGGCCAUGUCAGAAGUACAGAAGGCAGUUGCUGAGGCUGAGCAAAAAGCCUUUGAAGUGAUUGCAACAGAGAGAGCUCGAAUGGAACAAACCAUAGCAGAUGUCAAACGACAGGCCGCAGAAGAUGCCUUCCUUGUGAUCAAUGAGCAAGAAGAGUCAACCGAGAACUGCUGGAACUGUGGCCGCAAAGCUAGCGAGACGUGCAGUGGCUGCAACAUUGCCCGGUACUGCGGCUCCUUCUGCCAGCACAAGGACUGGGAGCGGCACCACCGCCUCUGUGGCCAGAGUCUGCAUGGUCAGAGUCCCCAUAGCCAGAGCCGGCCACUGCUUCCUGGAGGGAGGGGCUCCUCAGCCAGGUCAGCUGACUGCAGUGUGCCCAGCCCAGCCCUAGACAAGACCUCGGCCACCACCUCACGUUCCUCAACUCCUGCCUCUGUAACAGCCAUUGAUGCCAAUGGACUCUGAGCCCCAGACUCCACCCACCCUUAUGGCCACUCCAUGUGACAGAGCCCUUGCAGCAAGGAUUUGACUGUUGGAUCCAGGAGCUGUUGGGUCAUUGUCAAGAACUGAAGUGAAAGCAGGACUUGACCAAACCUCCCUGCAACUUGUCAAGAAUGUGCAGAAGAACUAGUAUGUUGGACUUUGCACACAGGUGGCCUGAACUGCCUCCUCGGUAGCUCUCCCAUGUUCCUCUCCCAGUCAGAGCUGGCUUAGCCAGCCCAUUCAGUGCAGAUCACCAGCUCCCCACCUGCUUCACUGGCAGACUGUCACAGUGCUGGCCAAGCUGGCUGCAACUCACCCCUGUACUAUCUAGUUCCUGCUCCAUCCAUGGGCCUCAUGUGCCAGAGGCCAGGACGCAGACAGCAGGCUGAGGAGGCCUCUCAGCCUCACAGGGACUUGGGUAGGCGAAAAGCUGUACUCAGGACUCAUCCUCUGCCCAGAAAAGGGCAAAAAAGAAGCCAGUACUUCAGUUGAAGCACUCCUAAUGCUAAGAAGGAAUAAAAAUAAGUUUUCCCUGACAUUGAAAAGUA